Umbelopsis ramanniana AG is the source of this 1920-nucleotide messenger RNA. RefSeq lists its product as uncharacterized. Gene Ontology annotation, cellular component: cytoplasm. The coding region runs from base 443 to 1771 and encodes 442 amino acids. Lineage: Eukaryota; Fungi; Mucoromycota; Umbelopsidomycetes; Umbelopsidales; Umbelopsidaceae. The transcript has 4 exons. The record is from RefSeq and is a predicted model, not a curated record. Gene Ontology annotation, molecular function: ornithine decarboxylase activity.
GUACUCUUGUUCCUGUCGCCAUUGUUAUUGGUAUCCCAUUAACAAACCCUCAUCUUCUAAAUACCCCUCUCUCAACAAAAACCCAUCUGCCUUUCUUCCGAAAAGCACACUAGAAUUCCUUUUAUUUAAAAGCCAACUUUUCAUUCACUGCUUCGAUCGUUUGCUCAUCGGCCAUCAGUGAACUUUACUCCUCAACUUUCAACUUAUACACCCCGGACUGUCAUAUUUUGAUCAGUCCGAACAAGCCCAUCACGGCCUCAGAAACCACCACCUUAAGAAGUUUGAUCUUGCGGCGAGGUUUUCCACCUUGGCUUGCCUGAGACCGCUUAGACCGACUCUCAGUAUCAUUUAAAUCUACUUGUUCCUUCGGACACGAAUUAAUUCUUAUCUAUACGGACCAAACGUCCCGACUAAACGCUACCAACCACUUUCAAAACUACCAAUGCACCCCGUUGCUGAAACUGCUGUCAUGCCGCCUGACGUAAAGGGUAGGCACCCCGACUUUGAUUCUACUGUUCCAUCUAUGGAAUCCUCGCUCUCUAUCAGCAAUAAGCCCGUUCAUGAGGUCAUUCGUGAAAAGCUUGACUCUAUUCACGAUGACAGAUGGGAAGCUGAUGAAGAAAACUCCUUUUUUGUUGGAGAUCUUGGUGAAGUCUACCGCCAGCACUUGAGAUGGCAAGCUCUUUUACCAAGAAUCGAACCUUUUUAUGCUGUCAAGUGUAAUCCAGAUCCUAUGGUUGUCAAGAUGUUGGCCACCCUUGGAACUGGUUUCGAUUGUGCUAGCAAGACUGAAAUUGAGCAAGUCCUCAGCCUUGGCGUUGACCCUUCUCGAAUCAUCUAUGCUAAUCCCUGCAAGCAACGAUCUUUUAUUCGUUACUCUCAAAAGCAAAAUGUCAAGAAGAUGACAUUUGAUAACGCCGAAGAACUUUACAAGAUCAAGGCUCUCUUCCCUGACGCUGAGCUUGUCCUCAGAAUUUUAACCGACGAUUCCAACUCCCUUUGCCAGCUUGGCCUCAAGUUUGGCGCUCCGCUUGCCACUACUGGCAGACUUCUUAGACUUGCCCGAGACUUGGAUCUCAACGUCAUUGGGGUUAGCUUCCACGUCGGUAGCGGUUGCUUUGAUGCCAACGCAUUCGGUGAUGCUGUUUACCGCGCUCGUAAAGUGUUCGACGAAGGAGAGGAGCUUGGAUUCAACUUCACCUUAUUGGACGUUGGUGGCGGUUUCCCGGGUGCCGAUGUCCAAGAUGGCAUCACUUUUGAAAAGGUGGCUGCUAUCCUUGGUCCUGCUGUUGAUCAAAUGUUCCCUAGCAACAUUCGUGUCAUUGCUGAACCUGGACGUUACUACGUAUCCUCCGCUUUCACUAUCUGCGCCCAUAUUAUUGCUCGUCGCACCGUUGGUCGCGACGCUACUGAGCUUCACGGCGAGAGUGGUGAUGACCAUCCUGAGUACAUGUACUAUGUCAAUGACGGCAUGUAUGGAUCGUUUAACUGCAUUAUCUUUGAUCAUCAAGAGCCUGUUGCACAAGUGUUGCAAAAAGACAAUGUCUUCAUGGCUGAGGCCGAUUGGUCUAUCGAGCAAGAUUACAAGUGCAGCAUUUGGGGACCUACUUGUGACUCGAUUGAUUGUUUGAGCAAGCAAGCCAGCCUUCCUCAACUCGAUGUUGGCGAUUGGUUAUACUGGCAGAACAUGGGCGCUUAUACCAUUUGUGCUGCUUCCCAAUUCAAUGGCUUCAAGAAGAGUGAAGUCCAUUAUACAAAUACCUUCAUUUAGAUGAUAUCGAAUGACUGGUCAUUAUGACCUAGAAGAAUUACAACUUCUGACACGACUCUUUCUGUUUUACAUCAUCUUUGAACAGGAAUCCUCCCCACUCAAAAAUUUUUAGAAAAUAAAAAAUUUUGUUCGUUCUGUGUCUAUCAUCA